CCGUCUUCGUUCAUACAGCUAAAGAAAAAAGAAAGAGAGAAAACCAUGUCCGAAAGAAGGGCCAGGGUUGUUUCAACGGAGCCAUUGGACACCAAGGACUCCAAAUGGCUCAAGCUAGUGAAAAUCAACUAUGAAGAUGCGCAUGGCAAAGCCCGCACGUGGGAGGCCAUGAAGCGUCCCACUCGCCCGAAAAGCAGCGCCGUGGACGCCAUCCAGAUCCUUGCUAUUCUAGAGAAAUCUACCGGUCCUGAAGUCUUGCUAGAGAAGCAGUUUCGUCCUCCCACCGGAAAGGUCGUAGUCGAGUUCCCCGCUGGCAUGGUGGACGAGGGCGAGACCCCGGAACAAGCUGCGGUCAGAGAGUUGAGAGAGGAGACGGGAUAUGUUGGCGAGGUGAUUCAAGAGCAGGCUGACAGGCCGGUUCAUUGGAACGGUCCUGCAUCGUCUAGCUCCUGUACCUAUAUGAUCAGGAUGAAAAUCGACCUUAACAACGAUCAAAACAAGAGCCCCAAGCCUGAGUUGGAAGAGGGGGAGAUCAUCGAGACUUUCUCGAUACCACUCAAAGACCUGUACUCAGAGGUGAGGAAGCUCAGCGCAGAAGGCUAUGCAAUUGACGGAAAAGUUGGCUCUUUCGCCGAGGCACUGGAAACCGCGAGAGCAUGGCAAGGGCAAUAGUA
Molecule: messenger RNA, 674 nt
Organism: Truncatella angustata
Lineage: Eukaryota; Fungi; Ascomycota; Sordariomycetes; Amphisphaeriales; Sporocadaceae
Product: NUDIX hydrolase domain-like protein
Exons: 4
Coding region: 46-672 (208 amino acids)
Biological process (GO): nucleoside phosphate metabolic process; ribose phosphate metabolic process
Cellular component (GO): cytosol; nucleus
Molecular function (GO): ADP-ribose diphosphatase activity
Source: RefSeq, a predicted model, not a curated record